Molecule: messenger RNA, 2547 nt
Organism: Drosophila kikkawai
Lineage: Eukaryota; Metazoa; Arthropoda; Insecta; Diptera; Drosophilidae
Gene: tef
Product: teflon
Source: RefSeq, a predicted model, not a curated record
AUAAAUGGAAUCACAGCUGUGAUUUGCAGCACUGGUCUGAUCGGACGCUGCACAACACUGCUCACGCACACACUCUUUUCGAGAGAACGCGCAAUUUAGCAAAUUUUUGUUUUGUUUUGUUAUACCCUAUGUAUUGUUAAUUAUCUUGUUUAAAGUUACCUUAGCAUGGGUUUCUUGGCGGACUUGAUGGCGCACGAUGGCCAAAUAGCCUUUGAAAAGUGCGGUGAUGUGGUGGUGUCGCCCAAAGACAACCAGAUAGCAUUGUUUUGCCACUUUUGCAAGGAUCUCAUUACACAUCUGCCGCAGUUCCUGCGACACCUUCAUGAGGCCCACGGCGAUGUGCUACAUUUUACCCAGGAGCACAAUGUCUACAGCGUGGAAGAGCUGCUUUCCGGCGAGGAAGCAGAAAAAGAUCAGGAUGCCGAGGAGGACGAAAAUAACAGCCAAGGCGGGGACUGUGAAAUGCCACAAGUGGCGGAGGAACCAGUUAAAUGUGAAGAAUUGAAAAACACUCCAGAAAUAGAUCUUCCAGAUGAAAUGGAGGCAGACUCCCCCGGUUCCACCAGGGAUGUCCUGGCAGAAGUAGAGGCCAUGUUGUUGGCGGACGAGGAAGACGAAGAGAAUCAGCAGGAGUCUCAACAGGAUGUGGCCAUUAAAGCCUACCUUAAGGGCUGCCAGGGAAUGCAGACAAAGAGGGAAGUCACUAAGGAACCCAGUAUUCCCGAAACCGAUCCACAAAACCAAAGAUUCAAAGGCGGACGCAACAGGAAGGAAGUAGGUCUAAAGAUUUCCCGCCUGAAGAGUCAUGCCAUUGCCAGGCAGUCUAGAAAACGAAUGAGCAGCGUCAAGAAUCGCAUUCUGUGCGCCAUUGACAACUUUGGGCCAAAGAAGCAAAUUCCGGACGAUCAGGAGAAGUCUAUGCAAUUGGCCCCAAUGCGAGCUAGGGUACCGCUUUCCAAGACUCCUUCUAGACCUCCCAUGAACGCGAGCCAUCUUAGUGUGAGGAAAUCUACUCUAACGACGGCCAGAAUCUCCCUUCAGAUGACAACCACCACCACCACAUCGUCGGAAACAGUUGUUUCCUGUUCAAACGAAGUAGAAACUUCAUAUCAGGCAAAUGAAGAGGAAGCCCCCUGCAAGGAGAAUGAAAUCCUUAAUUUACCGAAUUUAAGUGGGACCCAAGAUACCCGUAAACUCUCACCCAUUAAAAUACGAAAAAUUGAAAUUCUUCCAAACCUCAAUAAACAAUAUGAGAGUUCGAAUAACGCAGGGAAUUCAGACGAUAUUGACAUAGAAAAAGAGCUUGCAGUGCUGCUUGGGUCGUCCAAGAACAAAGAGAGUCCAUCUAAGGUGAUGAAUUCAAGAACUAAAGUCCAAAAAGUCAACAAAAAUAUCAAGAGUUGUAUUACAAAUCGAACUCAGUUGAAGACUACAAAUGUGGAAAACAAAUUAGAAAUACUCCUCGCUGGGAUAGAUUCAUUAAAAACGGCACCAACAAAUCCAGCCUCGAACACGCCUUCCACAUCGGCUAAUGCAAAAGAAACCAUCGAAGUGCUAAUUGACAAUUGUACUCUCUUGAAAUAUGUUGGGCUGCCUGUAAUCCACAACCCCAGCUAUGAGGACAAUAUCAUGUUGGACGAGUUGGAAGAUUUACGCGCAAAGGCGGUCAAGUUUUGUAAAAUCUUUAGAAAUUACGAAGGAAUUUGGAGCUGCCGAAGAGUCAAGUCAAUGGGAAAUGAUACCCAGCAGUUACCUGCUCUAAUACAAUUAUUAACCCAAGAGGUAAAUGCCGUCCUGAAGUGUCAUUUGUCCGAGACCGACAUGAAGCGCAUACUAAAUCUAAUCUCAUUAUGGUUUCGGCGAACUGUUGAACUUAAGCACUUCAAGAAGCUCACACUUUCGCCCAGCACUCAGCACUAUUUCAAUUUAUUUUCCUUCAUACCGCAAGUCACUCGAUUUCUAUUAUUCUGUGAAUAUUGCAACGACUGCUUCCCCCUGGAGCCAGCCUACAGAAAGCACUUGAUGUCUCACUCGUUUACAAUUCGAUGCCAUAUAUGUCGCAGAGCCUUCAAGGGACAUGGCUUUCUCGACAAGCACUUGAGGGCAUGCCAUGGCGUCUAGGAAUUAAGUAUUAAUUGUAAAUUUGUAACUGAUUUAAAAGAUAAGUUCAUUAUUGUUGACAGAGUCUCUGCUUCGUUCUCCAUUCAAGUUGAGAGUCAAGUUCAUGAAACAGCCUAGUUAAGUUGUAUUUUACCUUAUUCCUUACUUAAAAUUAUAGGUUUCAUUUCAUUUCAAUGAACACCUACAGAUCCUUCAAGGGACAUUGAUACCUUGACAAGUCUAGGAAUAUAAUUAAAUUGUAAAUUGUAUCUUAUUUAUAAGAUAAGCUCAUUACUAUAGGCUUCUGCUUCGUUCUCUAUUUAAACCGAGAGCCAAGUUCAUGAACAGCCGAAUUACUUUGUAUUUUUUUCAUCUAAUUCCUUACUUGAACGUUUUGUUUAACUUUAUUUCAUUAAACACCAUCACUCUCUGUAUUAUUAUCAACAA